This is a messenger RNA of Drosophila elegans, 804 nucleotides long. RefSeq names its product transmembrane protein 70 homolog, mitochondrial. The record is from RefSeq and is a predicted model, not a curated record. Bases 76 to 786 code for a protein of 236 amino acids. Lineage: Eukaryota; Metazoa; Arthropoda; Insecta; Diptera; Drosophilidae. Gene Ontology annotation, biological process: mitochondrial proton-transporting ATP synthase complex assembly. The transcript is spliced from 2 exons. Gene Ontology annotation, cellular component: mitochondrial membrane.
GUCACACUCCUCGUGUUAUUCAACGUUCAGCUUCAAAACAUCUGUUUAUUUCGUUUAAAAUUAGUUUAUUACAAUAUGUUAAGCUUACGAGCAGUGCUGCCACGCGGGAAACACUUUUCCGUGGCCCUGGGAAAUGCCGGCCGUCAGAUUUCUCUCCCACCAAACUGCAGAUGCAUUGCCGGCUUUAAUUUUACCAAAUCGCAGCAUUCACAGCCACAGAAAGUGCAACAAAACAGGUGGCUAUCAGUGAAGACCACAAAAACUGAUUCCGAGGAUGCACUGCAGCGGAUCUACUAUGGAACCCUGGCUCCCCGCAUGAAAAUGGUCAAGUUCUUCUCGCUGAGCACCAGCCUAGCCGGUUUGGCCGCCCAGCCCAUCCUCCUCGAGCAGGGAAUGAAAAUUGGAGGAACCGGAAUGGCCGUUUUCCUUUGCACCGUCGGUGGGUUCUUCACCUUUGUGACCCCACUGCUGCUGCACUUCAUCACCAAGAAAUAUGUGACGGAACUGCACUACAAUCCCAAAACGGAGGAGUACACGGCCACCACUAUUUCCCUGCUCCUGCAAAAGAUCAAGACGAAAUUUCGACCUGGCGAUGUCGUCGUUCCAGAAGUUCCCGGCAUGUUCACCUCGUUUGUGGUCAACAAACGUCCGCUUUUUGUGGAUCCCGUGCUAUUUGAUGAUCCCGAACACUAUGUGCGGAUCAUGGGCUACGACAAGCCCAUCGAUUUCAAACUGGAUUUAAGCCCAAACCCCGAAAAACCCGCAAAGACUAAGGAACAGCAAUAAAAUAAUGUUCUUUCUGCA